Pleuronectes platessa (European plaice) is the source of this 2386-nucleotide messenger RNA. Its product is annotated as zinc finger BED domain-containing protein 4. Bases 109 to 1947 code for a protein of 612 amino acids. NCBI's taxonomy places the organism in Eukaryota, Metazoa, Chordata, Actinopteri, Pleuronectiformes, Pleuronectidae. Gene Ontology annotation, molecular function: protein dimerization activity; DNA binding. The record is from RefSeq and is a predicted model, not a curated record. The transcript is spliced from 2 exons.
CCACAUUCGGUAUCCGGUAAAAUGAGUGAAAAACAAGGCCGAAUAUUAGCGGCGCGUUUUAAUGACGCAAGCAAACAGCGUCUAGUGACGCGAUAAACGUAAACAAAGAUGUCCGCGGUGUGGUCAUGUUUUAAAGUGUCGGAGAGCGACACAAGAAUUGCAGUUUGCAAGCAGUGUUUAGCCGAAAUAUCUAGAGGGGGGUCGUCCGCAAAGACCUUUGGCACUACUGCCUUAAUUAACCACCUUAAAGCCAAACACCCCGAGCAGCAUGCUCAGUUUGAGCGAGCGACGGCUGCAGUAGCAUCAAAGAGGAAAGCUCCGAGCAGCACCCACACUCCGUCCGUGGCCGCGGUCUUUGAAAAGACAAAAAAGUUCGCAAAGGACAAUGCCAAAGCUAACACAAUCACGAAGAAGGUAAUGGAGUUUAUUGCUUUGGAUGAUCAACCGUUUAGUGUUGUGGAGGACAUCGGCUUUCGGAGACUUGUGGAGCACAUUGAGCCCCGUUACACGAUACCGAGCAGGCGGUAUUUCUCGGACGUGUGCUUACCUGAGAUGUACGACAGCGUUGCAACUCGCGUCCACGAGCUAUUGGCUAAAGAUAAAGAUGUUAACCUCAGCUUCACGACAGACAUAUGGAGCUCGGAUGUCAGCCCCACCAGCAUGCUGAGCUUAACUGCACAGUGGGUCGAUGCAGAUUUCAAGUUACAAAAUAUAGUGCUUCACUCACAGGAGUUCAGAGGAUCACACACGGCAGUAGCCAUUUCUGAUGCAUUUGCCAGGAUGUUUCAAACUUGGCAUAUCGACCCAUCAAAAGUGCAUGCAGUCGUGAGUGACAAUGCACGAAAUAUGACUAGAGCUAUGGAAGACAGUGACCUGAAAGGCAUACGGUGCAUGGCUCACACUUUACAGAUAGCGGUCCACGAGGGUGUGUUAAGUCAGCGCAGUAUUGCAGAUAUCAUAGCGACAGGGAGGAAAAUUGUAGGUCACUUUAAGCAUUCCCCUCUUGCUUAUUCUCGCCUUCAAUCUGUUCAAGAACAGUUCGAAAUGCCACCAAAACGGUUCCAACAGGAUGUAAGUACUAGGUGGAACAAUACUUAUUAUAUGUUGGAGAGCCUUUUUUCACAAAAACGAGUCCUGGCUGCCUACGUAGCAGAUUAUGAUCUGCCCUCUACCUUCACCUCAUACCAGUGGCUGUUAAUCGAGAACACGCUCUCUCUUCUCGCCCCGUUUGAGCAGAUAACAAAGAAGAUAAGUUCAUCUGAUGCAUCUGCAGCAGAUGUUAUCCCAUUACUUGCAGCACUCAAGCGUCUUCUCAGUAAAGAAGCAGAAACGGACCACGGAGUCAAAACAACUAAAAGUGCACUGUUAGAAGCUGUCAACAAACGUUUUAGUCAGGCAGACUCCGAACCCCUGUUCUGCAUCGCAACAGUGCUUGACCCACGGUACAAGGAUCACUACAUUGAUGUGGAGAAAAAACAGAGGGUUAGGGAAAUGGUCCAGGCUGAAUUGGACUUAUUAAAGCCACUUGGAGACAGUGAAGUGACGCACAGAGAGGGGGGAGAGGGUGCAGAGACAAAAAGAAUCCGCACCACGGAGGCAGUACGUGUGCCCUCACUCUCUGACAUGUUUGAAGAGAUCCUCCAGGAAAACAACCCAGAUGCCAGGCAGACAACGAGUGCCACUGCUCAACAGCUGGACUCUUACUUGUCAGAAGUCCCCAUCCCCAGGAGUGACAAUCCUCUAACAUAUUGGAGGACCAAUCAAGGACGCUUUCCUGACUUAGCACAGAUGGCACGCAGGUACCUGGCUGCUCCAUGCACAAGCACUGAUAGUGAGAGGCUGUUUAGUGCUGCAUCACAUGUCCUUGAUGAGAAGAGGAACAGACUGACAUGUGAUAAAGCAGAGAAGCUUCUCUUCAUAAAGAAGAACCUGCCACUGUUCCUGUAGGAGUAGGCUAAGUAGACCUAUGGCUUGAUACAGGCACAGUUGUUUUGUUUUAAUGUUUUUGUCUGUAAAGCAAUUUGGGUUGUCUUGUCUCAGAUGUCAGUUUCUUUCUGAUGACAAAUCUGUUCUGGUCAGGGAUAUGUUAUGUACCUGUAAGUGUUUGAUGUUACAAGCACACUUGCUAUUUACCUCAGCCUUUACAUUAUUGUUUACAUUAUAGCCUACUGUUACUUAGUAGACUUGUGCCAACUUUUGCACUUUUUUGCACAACAUGUCAGAAAUGUUAAAUAAACAUUUACUUUCUUUGAAAAUCAUGUCUAUGUAUUUUAUUUUUGCAAAUUAAAAAAAAUAAAUAAUGAAAAACUUAACAACCACAUUCGGUAUUCGGUAUUCGGCCAAGCGUUUGAUUAUUAUUCGGCUUCGGCUUCGGCCACAAAUUCUC